CCUCCCCCCACCGCCGCCGUCCCCAUUCCCAACGCGCCGCUCCCCGCUCCGCUCCGCCAUGGCCGGCGCCUUCGCCCGCGCCCUCCCGGGCCGCCGCUCCGCCGGGCUUCUGGCCAUGGUGGGCGCCGGCUCGCUCGCCGCCGGCUUCCUCAUCGUCCGGGACUCGGUCAGCGCCGGCGAACGGCAACGGCGGCGCUACCCGCCCAGCGCUGAGUACCCCGACCUGCGGAAGCACAACAACUGCAUGGCCAGCAACCUGACACCUGCCAUCUACGCCCGGCUCUGCGACAAGGCCACCCCCAACGGCUGGACGCUGGACCAGUGCAUCCAGACCGGCGUGGACAACCCCGGCCACCCCUUCAUCAAGACUGUGGGCAUGGUAGCAGGCGAUGAGGAAACCUACGAGGUGUUCUCCGAACUGUUCGACCCGGUGAUCCAGGAGCGGCACAACGGCUACGACCCGCGCACCAUGAAGCACACCACAGACCUGGACGCCAGCAAGAUCAAGUUCGGGCAGUUCGACGAGCGCUAUGUGCUGUCGUCGCGUGUGCGGACGGGGCGCAGCAUCCGCGGGCUGAGCCUGCCGCCCGCCUGCACGCGGGCCGAGAGGCGUGAGGUGGAGAAGGUGGCGGUGGAGGCGCUGAAUGGCCUGCGGGGCGACCUGACCGGGCGCUACUACCGUCUGGGCGAGAUGACCGAGAAGGAGCAACAGCAGCUCAUUGACGACCACUUCCUCUUCGACAAGCCCGUGUCCCCGCUGCUGACGGCAGCAGGAAUGGCCCGUGACUGGCCCGACGCCCGUGGCAUCUGGCACAACAACGAGAAGACCUUCCUGGUGUGGAUCAACGAGGAGGACCACACACGCAUCAUCUCCAUGGAGAAGGGCGGCAACAUGAAGCGCGUGUUCGAGCGGUUCUGCCGUGGCCUGAAGGAGGUGGAGCGGCUGAUCCAGGAGCGUGGCUGGGAGUUCAUGUGGAACGAGCGACUGGGCUACAUCCUGACCUGCCCCUCCAACCUGGGCACGGGGCUGCGGGCCGGCGUCCACAUCAAGCUGCCGCUUCUGAGCAAGGACAGCCGCUUCCCCAAGAUCCUGGAGAACCUCCGACUGCAGAAGCGUGGGACCGGCGGGGUGGACACAGCAGCUACMGGCAGCGUCUUUGACAUCUCCAACCUGGACCGGCUGGGCAAGUCCGAGGUGGAGCUGGUGCAGCUGGUGAUAGACGGUGUGAACUACCUGAUCGACUGCGAGCGGCGGCUGGAGAAGGGGCAGGACAUCCGCAUCCCCUCCCCAGUGCCRCAGUUCCGGCACUGAGCCAGCGCCGCACAGCGCCGGCCGCAGCCCAGCUCCUCCCCGCAGCUUUCGCGAGCGCCGUGCC
Messenger RNA from Nothoprocta perdicaria, 1376 nucleotides. It is a transcript of the gene CKMT1A, whose product is annotated as creatine kinase, mitochondrial 1A. Gene Ontology annotation, molecular function: creatine kinase activity. Gene Ontology annotation, biological process: phosphocreatine biosynthetic process. Gene Ontology annotation, cellular component: mitochondrion. NCBI's taxonomy places the organism in Eukaryota, Metazoa, Chordata, Aves, Tinamiformes, Tinamidae. The record is from RefSeq and is a predicted model, not a curated record. The coding region runs from base 59 to 1312 and encodes 417 amino acids. The transcript has 9 exons.